Linum trigynum is the source of this 2186-nucleotide messenger RNA. Lineage: Eukaryota; Viridiplantae; Streptophyta; Magnoliopsida; Malpighiales; Linaceae. The record is from the annotation of a GenBank genome assembly.
GAGGUUGCCUUUUGUUUGAGGGGGUGUCUAGAGUCGUUGCUCAUGUGAGCUUCUUUUUCUCAUGCUGAUUCUCUAUUUGAUUGUGUCAACCAGCAUCAUGUUUUGCUGUUUUAUUGUCUAAAAUCACCCUCUAUCUGCAACUGAUCGACUUUGAAACUACUGCUGUCAGGACCUGCUGGGAAGAUAAUGCUUUUGCCCGAGGAUGACCCAAAAGCCACCCACAUUAUGAUUGCUACAGGCACUGGAGUGGCUCCAUACAGGGGCUACCUCCGGAGGAUGUUCAUGGAGUCUGUCCCGAAGAAGUUUGAAGGCCUUGCAUGGCUUUUCCUUGGGGUUGCCAACACCGACAGCCUGCUGUACGACGAGGAAUUCACCAAGUACCUCCAGGAGUACCCUGAUCACUUCCGGUACGACAAGGCCCUCAGCAGGGAGCAGAAGAACAAGAACGGAGGGAAGAUGUAUGUUCAGGACAAGAUCGAGGAAUACAGUGAUGAAAUAUUCAAGCUGCUGGACAAUGGCGCCCACAUCUAUUUCUGUGGGCUGAAAGGGAUGAUGCCUGGAAUCCAAGACACCCUGAAGAGGGUAGCAGAGGAAAGAGGAGAAAGCUGGGAGGCAAAGCUGUCGCAGCUGAAAAAGAACAAGCAAUGGCAUGUGGAGGUCUACUGAUUGUUUUGUGUUAUGAACUGUACUAGGGAAUUUGUUGGCCGGAUUCAUUGUUGAACCUGAUUAUUGUUAGCUGCUUUCUGGUGGAUCUUUCUUCUGUUGUGUUUGUGUAAUAAGUUAAUCAACUGAGAGUUGAGACUUUCCCCCACUUAUCUUUGUUUGCUUAGAUCUCCCUAAUCUGGGAUUGAGCUAUAGUUGAUUAAGACAUGUCGGAGGUAUUCCCACUAGGCACUGCACUGAGAAGCUGCCAGCCACUAGUAUUUCAUAGGUAGAAUGGAAGUGGUUAUAUCAAAUGGAGCGCAGGCGACAUAACAGUAUGUAGUUAACUAUCAUCAUCGAGAAGUGGUUACAAUACUAAAAAGUCUUGGCUUUGGGAGGAUUUUUCCGCUCAUCUCCGUCUUUAAAAUAUCCAAAUUCAUACCCGUCACAUAUCCAUGUGAUGGAGAAUUUGCAAUCGUAUCUCGACAUAUGCGGGUUUAGAGUACCUGUGGGUAAUAUUCGUCAUGUAUAUCCAAUAAUAUUAUAUCUAGAAUUUAACAUAUAGAUCUUCAGUUAUAACACUAAACGGAUCUAAUAAGUUAUGAAAUCAACAAAACUACAAUUCUUAAUAAGAAUUCAAAGUAUCAAAUUUCAAAAAAUAUAUAUUGAUCCAUAAAAAGUAAAUAUUGUGCAAAUCAUUCAUAUCCAACUAGGACACAUCUACUAAGCAAUAAAUAACUAACAUAAUCUUGUUAACAAAAGGGGAAAAAGCGAAAGAGUGAAUGGUUAAUGGAUGAAAAGAAAUUACUAAUUAGUGUUUAGUUUGAGUGGUCACUCAAUUACAUUUCACCUCAUUAUUUUUUGAAUUACCAAUCCUGUCAUUGAGAAAUUAAAAUAUGAUCCAUAUAUUUUUAUAUUCAAAACUAUACUAUUGGUGAGACAGCUAUAUGUAUGGGGCGGGGAGUCUAAAACCAUUUCCGCCUCAUCCUCAUCAAAAGGUUUUGCGUGUUUUAUCCAUAUUCAGUAAAUACUGGAUUCUCCGGACUUACUAGACAUGGAGCGAGUAUCCCCGCAUUAGCUAGGUUAGGAACGAUUGGGUACCCGCAGUGAUGGGUUUGAUGCGGCCCAAAUGGCAAUAGCCCAAAUGUAAUUUAGAGGUCGUUUGGAAGCUGUGAUUGUUAGAAUUGUGUUUGUGGAAUACAUGUACUGUGCACAAUACAAUGUUUGGAAGUGCCAAAAUGUAAAACAAUGCAAACCCAUCACUACGGGUACCCAAUCGUUCCUAAAACAAUGCAUGGGUACCUGCAGUGAUAGGUUUGAUGCGGCCCAAAUGGCAAUAGCCCAAAUGUAAUUUACUAAAAAACAAAUAGAAAAUUGUCGUGAGCAAAUAACCUCUUAUUGAUUCAAUGGACAGGUUAAAACGUUAGAGAAGGAAGAAGUGAUUCAACGAUUUUGCGUAUCCGAGCGGGACUGUUUUAGAAAGAUCGAAUCUUUGCAAUUUGGAUAUGGAGGGAAAAUGUCCAAAAGAAAAUGGGUAAAUUACA